Molecule: messenger RNA, 357 nt
Organism: Aspergillus niger
Lineage: Eukaryota; Fungi; Ascomycota; Eurotiomycetes; Eurotiales; Aspergillaceae
Exons: 2
Coding region: 1-357 (118 amino acids)
Source: RefSeq, a predicted model, not a curated record
AUGCUGACCUGGCUUUCCUGGUGCAUUUCACCCCCUCCAAUGCAACCGGAUGCGUCGCAAUACCUCCUACAACAGUUCGGCCACAAUGUUCAACUACAACACUCCCUCACCGAGUUAUCAGAAGCCUUCAACCACUCUGCUGGUCAUUCGGUUGGAGCGUAUUUACCCCAUGAUAACCAUGGUACUCACAAGGAUCUUAACAGGCAACAACAACAACAACAACAACAACAACAACAACAACAACAACAACAACAACAACAACAACAACAACAACAACAACAACAACAACAACAACAACAACAACAACAACAACACGCCCCACGUGUCCAAGAUGGCCUCUUUCCUGCAGCACCUUGA